AUGUCCAAGCAAGGUACUCUGCCAGUGACCCUGCCCCCUGCCCUCUGUAAGGAGCCUGUCAAGCCUGUUUCUCCUCCCACCAAUAUCCAGCAGGAGCAAGUGAAGCAGCCAACUCCACUGCCUGCCCCAUGCCAGAAGGUCAUCCCAGGGAAGGAUCCCUUGGAGCUCGGGGAGAAACACACAACUCCUGUGAAGGAGGUGCCCGAGCAAGGGUGUAAGCCACAGCAACAGGAGCCAGAGCAGCAGGAAAAGCAUGUGGAACAGCAGCAGCAGCAAGAGUCACAGAAGCAAGAAAAGCAUGUAGAACAGCAGCAGAAGCAGCAAGAGUCACAGAAGCAAGAAAAGCAUGUAGAACAGCAGCAGAAGCAGCAAGAGUCACAGAAGCAGGAAAAGCAUGUGGAACAGCAGCAGCAGCAAGAGUCACAGAAGCAAGAAAAGCAUGUAGAACAGCAGCAGAAGCAGCAAGAGUCACAGAAGCAAGAAAAGCAUGUGGAACAGCAGCAGCAGCAAGAGUCACAGAAGCAGGAAAAGCAUGUAGAACAGCAGCAGAAGCAGCAAGAGUCACAGAAGCAAGAAAAGCAUGUAGAACAGCAGCAGAAGCAGCAAGAGUCACAGAAGCAAGAAAAGCACGUAGAACAGCAGCAGAAGCAGCAAGAGUCACAGAAGCAAGAAAAGCAUGUAGAACAGCAGCAGAAGCAGCAAGAGUCACAGAAGCAGGAAAAGCAUGUAGAACAGCAGCAGAAGCAGCAAGAAUCACAGAAGCAGGAAAAGCAUGUGGAACAGCAGCAGAAGCAGCAAGAGUCACAGAAGCAAGAAAAGCACGUAGAACAGCAGCAGAAGCAGCAAGAGUCACAGAAGCAAGAAAAGCACGUAGAACAGCAGCAGAAGCAGCAAGAGUCACAGAAGCAGGAAAAGCAUGUAGAACAGCAGCAGCAACAGCAAGAAUCACAGAAGCAGGACCAGCAUGUGCAACAGCUGGAGCAGGAGAAGAAGGUCUUGGGCCAGCGGCUGGAUCAAGAGCCAGCAAAGAAAGAUGAGCAACUGGAAAAGAAAGGGGAGCAGCUGCUGGUGCAGCAGGAGGGGCCACUGAAGCAGCCUCUGCUUGUCCCAGCUCCUGGCCAGGUCUAA
Molecule: messenger RNA, 1128 nt
Organism: Balaenoptera acutorostrata (minke whale)
Lineage: Eukaryota; Metazoa; Chordata; Mammalia; Artiodactyla; Balaenopteridae
Gene: IVL
Product: involucrin
Exons: 2
Coding region: 1-1128 (375 amino acids)
Source: RefSeq, a predicted model, not a curated record